This is a messenger RNA of Saccharomycodes ludwigii, 771 nucleotides long. It is a transcript of the gene RPS0A, whose product is annotated as 40S ribosomal protein uS2. Lineage: Eukaryota; Fungi; Ascomycota; Saccharomycetes; Saccharomycodales; Saccharomycodaceae. The transcript is spliced from 2 exons. The coding region runs from base 1 to 771 and encodes 256 amino acids. The record is from RefSeq and is a predicted model, not a curated record. Gene Ontology annotation, molecular function: structural constituent of ribosome. Gene Ontology annotation, cellular component: ribosome; 90S preribosome; cytosolic small ribosomal subunit. Gene Ontology annotation, biological process: cytoplasmic translation; ribosomal small subunit assembly.
AUGUCUUUACCAGCUACUUUUGAUUUGACCACAGAAGAUGCCCAAUUAUUAUUGGCUGCUAACGUUCACUUAGGUGCUAAGAACGUUCAAGUUCACCAAGAACCAUACGUUCACAAUACUAGAGCCGACGGUGUUAACGUUAUCAACAUUAACAAAACUUGGGAAAAAAUUGUUUUGGCUGCCAGAAUCAUUGCUGCCAUUCCAAAUGCUGAAGAUGUUGUUGCCAUUUCCACCAGAACUUUCGGACAAAGAGCUGUCUUGAAGUUUGCUGCUCACACCGGUGCUACUGCUAUUGCUGGUAGAUUUACUCCAGGUUCUUUCACUAACUACAUCACCCGUUCUUUCAAGGAACCAAGAUUGGUUAUUGUUACUGAUCCAAGAUCUGAUGCUCAAGCUAUCAAGGAAUCUUCCUACGUUAACAUUCCAGUUAUUGCAUUGUCUGAUUUGGACUCUCCAUCUGAAUUUGUUGAUGUUGCUAUCCCAUGUAACAAUAGAGGUAAGAACUCUAUCGGUUUAAUUUGGUAUUUAUUGGCCAGAGAAGUUUUGAGAUUAAGAGGUUCCUUAGUUGACAGAACUCAACCAUGGUCUAUCAUGCCAGAUUUGUACUUCUACAGAAACCCAGAAGAAGCCGACCAACAACUUACUGCUGAAGAAGCCGAAGUCGUUGAAGGUGCUGAAGAAGCUGAAGCCGAAGAAGUUGCUGUCGCUGCUGAACAAACCGAAGCUUCUGACUGGGCUGAAAAUGCCACUGAAGAAGUUGCUGCUUGGUAA